Messenger RNA from Mesocricetus auratus (golden hamster), 3908 nucleotides. It is a transcript of the gene Nlrc4, whose product is annotated as NLR family CARD domain containing 4. Bases 311 to 3406 code for a protein of 1031 amino acids. The transcript has 9 exons. Gene Ontology annotation, biological process: detection of bacterium; defense response to bacterium; regulation of apoptotic process. The record is from RefSeq and is a predicted model, not a curated record. Lineage: Eukaryota; Metazoa; Chordata; Mammalia; Rodentia; Cricetidae.
AGCAUGUGUGUCCUAACCAACUUUACUAUGCUUUGCAAGAAAGGAAAACCCCACUGGCUACUUCCUGUUUUCUGUAUUGUCUCCUCUGGCUGAACAAAGAAGUUUGGAUCAACACAAACAGCCUUCUGUCAAACUUAACGCAGAGAAAGGACUUUUCUAAAUGACUCUCCUUCAUCCUUCAAGAGGAAGGCAACUGAAUUGCUUGAUCAGCACUGGCUUCAUGGGAAGGAGAAGUCUUUGGCAUUCCCAUUUGGAAAAAAAGAUAUCUUCUACUGAGAUCUAGAAAAGUGGAGAGCUUUGAUUCAGAACAAUGAACUUCAUAAAGGAAAACAGUCAAGCCCUUAUUCAAAGGAUGAACAUCACAGUUACGAAGCAAAUCUCAGAUGAGCUUUUCGUAUGGAACGUUCUCAACUGUGAAGAAAUGGCCAACGUUUGCUGUGAGAAGGUAGAGCAGGAUGCCGCUCGAGCGAUCGUUCACAUGAUUCUGAAGAAGGGUCCAGAGGCCUGCAGCCUCUUCCUGAAGUGUCUCGAGAAGUGCGACUAUGCUGUGUAUCAGGACUUAACCGGACAAAGUAUUUUUCAUCAGAGCACAGAGGAAGACUUGGAUAUCUUGGCUCAGAAUUUAAAAUACUUAUACAACAGCCCCGCCUUUCUGAAUUUCUAUCCUCUGGGUAGAGACAUUGACAUCAUUUUUAAUCUGAAGAUCACCUUCACAGAACCCGUCCUGUGGAGGAAGGACCAUCGUCAUCAUCGAGUGGAGCGGCUCACCCUGGGCAGUCUGCUGGAGGCUCUUCAGAGCCCCUGCCUCAUCGAAGGGGAGUCUGGCAAAGGGAAGUCCACCCUGCUGCAGAGAAUUGCCAUGCUCUGGGCCUCUGGGGAGUGCAAGGCUCUGAACAGGUUCAGGUUAGUCUUCUUUGUCCGCCUGAGCAGCGCAGAGCGCGGGCUGCUUGAAACCGUGUGUGAUCAGCUCCUGGAUGUACCCGACUCCAUUAGCAAGCGAGGGUUCAUGGCUAUGCUGAUGAGACUGCAGCAGGAAGUCCUCUUUCUCCUUGAUGGUUACAAUGAAUUCCAGCCCCAGAAAUGCCCAGAAAUCGAAGACCUGAUAAAGCAGAACCAUCGUUUCAAGAACACGGUCAUUGUCACGACCACCACCGAGUGCCUGCGACACAUCAGGCACGUUGGCGCCCUGACUGCGGAGGUGGGGGAUAUGACAGAAGACAGCGCCCAGGUUCUCAUUCGAGAAGUGCUGAUCAAGGAGCUGGCUGAGGGCCUGCUCCUCCAGAUCCAGGUGUCCAAGUGCCUGAGGAAUCUGAUGAAGACCCCUCUCUUCGUGGUGAUCACCUGUGCAAUCCAGAUGGGCAGGAAGGAGUUCAAAGAUUACACCCAAACCACGUUGUUCCGAACCCUCUACGACCUCCUGAUAAAGAAAAACAAGCACAGACACCAGGGCGGGACUGAGGGUGACUUUCUCAGGAGCCUGGACCGCUGCGGAGACCUGGCACUGGAAGGCGUGUUCUCCCACAGGUUUGCUUUUGAACCUGAGGACCUGUCCAGCAUGAACGAGGACGUCCUGGUGACGACUGGGCUCCUCUGUAAGUACACAGCUCAGAGGCUGACACCCAAGUAUAAAUUCUUUCAUAAAUCCUUCCAGGAGUACACAGCGGGACGAAGACUUAGCAGUUUGUUGAUUUCCAGAGAACCAGAGGAGGUGAGCAAGGGGAAUGACUACUUGAAGAAAAUGGUUUCCAUCUCGGACAUCACAUCUCUGUAUGGCAAUCUGCUCCUGUAUACAUGCGGCUCAUCCCCAGAGGCAACCAGAGCUGUCAUGAGGCACCUUGCGUUGGUGGAGGAGCAUGGCAGCUUACAAGGACUUUCUGUCACCAAGAGGCCCCUCUGGAGGCAGGAAUCUGUACAGAGCAUGAGAAACACCACCGAGCAAGAUGAUCUGAAAGUCAUCAACAUAAAUUCUUUUGUAGAGUGUGGCAUCAACCUAUUCUUGGAGAGCGUAUCUGAGUCAGCCCUGAGUCAAGAAUUUGAAGCUUUCUUUAGUGGUAAAAGUUUGCACAUAGACUCAGAGAGCAUCCCUGACUACUUAUUUGACUUCUUUGAACACUUGCCUAACUGUGUAAGCGCCCUGGACUUCGUCAAGCUCAUCUUCCAUGGGAGAGCCUCUGUUUCACAGGACAAAGCCGCGGAGAGCAGUCCUGGAGUCUGCAUGGAAGGCCCCCCUGAAACCUACAUUCCCAGCAGGGCUGUGUCUUUGUUCUUCAACUGGAAGCAGGAAUUCAGGACUCUAGAUGUCACACUCCGGAAUAUCAGCAAGCUGGACAAACAAGAUAUCAAGUAUCUGGGGAAGAUAUUCAGCUCCGCCACAAACCUCCGGCUGCACAUCAAGAGAUGCGCGGCUGUGGCUGGAAGCCUCAGCGCUGUCCUCAGGACCUGUAAGAACAUCCACUCCCUCGUGGUGGAAGCCAGUCCCCUGACCAGAGACGAUGAGCAGCACAUCGCCUCUGUGACAACCCUGCGGAACCUGAACAUUUGCCACCUGCAGACCGCACGGCUGCCAGGCGGUCUGAUUGACAACUUGGGUAAUCUGAAGAACCUCGUGAAGCUCGUCCUGGAAAACAUUAGGAUGAACGAGGAAGAUGCUAAAAACCUAGCCAAAGGCCUGGGAACCCUAAAGAGGAUUCGCUUAUGUCAUCUGAUUAAUUUGUCUGACCUUGGGGAGGGGAUGGAUUCCGUAAUUGAGUCUCUGUCGGGAGAACCCUGUGACCUACAAGAGAUGAAGUUGGUGGCCUGCUGUCUGACGGCAAAUUCGGUGAAAACUCUAGCACAGAAUCUUCACAAUUUGGUUAAACUGAACAUUCUUGACAUAUCAGAAAAUUAUCUGGAAAAGGACGGAGAUGAAGCUGUGCAGGAACUGAUUGGCAGGCUCAGCGUUCUGGAACGGCUAACCACAUUGAUGCUGCCUUGGUGCAGCAAUGUGUUCCUCUGCCUCCCCAACCUGUUGAAGCAACUGGAGCUGGUCCCAGGGCUUCUCAAGCUCGGAUUGAAAAACUGGAAACUCAUGGAUGCAGAGAUUAGAAGUUUAGGUGCAUUUUUGGAGACAAAUCCUCUGAGAGACUUGCAGCAGUUGGAUUUAGCCGGAAAUUGUGUGAGCAGUGAUGGAUGGCUUUCCUUCAUGAAUGCAUUUGAGGACCUUAAACAAUUAGUAUUUUUUGACUUUAGUACUAAAGAUUUUUUACCAGAUGCAUCACUGGUGAGAAAACUUAGUCAAGUGUUAUCGAAAUUAACUUUUCUGCAAGAAGCUAGGCUCAUUGGGUGGGAGUUUGAUGACUAUGACAUUAGUGUCAUUAAAGGCACCUUUAAGCUAGUAAUUAAAGGUACCCAAAGCCAAGUACUGUAGAGACUCCAUUACUUUCAAUGGAUCAUUGAAAAUCUUGGAGAAGGGGGCUGGGGAAGAUGGCCCAGUGGUUAGAAGCACCAGCUGCUCUCCCAGAGGACCUGGGUUCGGUUCCCAGCACUCACAAGGUGGCUCCCAACCAUCUGUACCUCCGGCUCCAGGAGAUCCAACACCAUCUUCUACCUCCAUGGGUACCAGGCAGGCAAGUGGUUCACGUAAACAUGAAGCAAAAACGCUCAUACAUGUAAAAUAAAAUUUAAAAAUACUUAAGGAAGUCAAACAUGACAAAGGUGAAGGGGUUUGAGAAACACAUUUGGCCUCAUCUCUUCGACUGUUGUUCACGUUUGUGUUACUUGGCCCUAACAAUACUGGGUCACAACAACUUGAUGUACUGUGCUCCUCUGUACUGAGUACAACACCUGGUCUAUACAGACUCAAUGAGUACUGGAUGAAUGUGUGACAACUAAAUUACUAAUAAAUAAGCUAAAAGUGUCUAGAGAACAAA